AGGUAUUCAAUAUGUCAAAGAGAACAGUGAGCGAAGCGGAUCUCGACGCAGUAAAUAGGCAGAUGAGAAGUCUGCGUAAGAAACUCAGGAGACUAAAGCGGGAGGCGGCCGAAGAGGUUACCGAACCUCGGGCCGCCAUUGUUAUCGACAAGCCACCGGAUCGAGAGAACGCUACGGAAACGACUGCCACAAGUAGUCUCGUAGAUGACCUUGUGGAGGAGGACGCAAGUGAGGAGGACGAAAGAUCAAAUUCGUCUACCUCCGACGGAGAAUCAGAUGCGAGUGUGGAGGUUAAGGCGAUGACAGGCGAGGCAGCAAAGGUGACGGAAAGCCUCAGCAAUGAAACUCGAGAGAGGUUAUGCUUAAAAACAGAACCAACGCAGUCGGCCGACAUCACUCUACAUCCAGUGCUGGUUACCAAAUGGAUGCAUUGGAUGCGUAAGGGGCUCUACGAAGGGGAUGAAGAAGAUCACAAAAAGAGGGAAGAAGAAGAGAAGAAAUUACGCGAAGAGGUUAUGAAGAAAUUCCCUAGAAAGGGAAUUUUGCAUGUUGAAGCCCCUAAGUUAAAUCCGAAAAUCCUGGCUUAUAUAUCCGGAAGAGCAAAGAGUAGAGACCAGCAUUUUGUGUCUUCUCAGAAUGCAUUAGGUUCGGCGAUGGUGUCUAUAGCCACAGGUAUCUCCUUAAUUUUGGAACUUGAAGAAGGGGACAUCUCGAGUGGGUACUUUUACAAUAUUUGGGUAAUGCGGGCAAACUCUUAGCGGGUUUGCAUUAUCAAC
Ooceraea biroi (clonal raider ant) is the source of this 776-nucleotide messenger RNA. RefSeq lists its product as uncharacterized. The record is from RefSeq and is a predicted model, not a curated record. Lineage: Eukaryota; Metazoa; Arthropoda; Insecta; Hymenoptera; Formicidae.